AACUUCAACAUUGAAAGAGUAACCAACAGGAUGAACACUGCCACUCCCACUGAAAAUGAAUUCACUCUCCUGGAGGAAGGAUUCUCUGCCCAGGAUAUGGUUGACAAGAUUAUCAAUGAAUCAUCUACGACGGAUGACAGGGAUGCCUUCUAUGUCUGUGACUUGGGAGAUUUGCUGAAGCAACACCUGCAAUGGGUGAGGGCCCUGCCUCGUGUCACUCCUUACUACGCUGUCAAAUGUAACGACACUCGGGAAGUGGUUAAGACACUGGCGUCUCUGGGAACUGGCUUUGACUGUGCAAGCAAGUCAGAGAUUCAGCUGGUUCAGUCUCUGGGAGUAGAACCAAGCAGAAUCAUCUACGCCAACCCCUGCAAGCAAGUUUCUCACAUCAAGUAUGCUUCAGCAAAUGGGGUCCAGGUGAUGACCUUUGAUAGUGAGGAGGAACUUAUCAAAGUGGCCCGUUGUUAUGACAAUGCCAAGCUGGUGCUACGAAUCACCGCUGAUGACUCAAAGGCAGAGGUUAGUCUCAGUAUGAAGUUUGGGGCCCAUCUCAAAUCCUGUCGAGGUCUUCUGGAGCGAGCUAAAGAGCUGAAGCUGGAUGUGAUUGGUGUCAGCUUCCAUGCUGGCAGUGGCUGCAGGGAUGCUAUGGCAUACGUAAAGGCAAUCACAGAUGCUCACUUUGUUUUUCUUAUGGGGGCUGAUCUUGGGUUCAAAAUGGAUCUCUUGGACAUUGGUGGUGGAUUCCCUGGUACAGAUGAUGUCAAACUCAAAUUUGAAGAGCUCACAGCUGCUAUCAACCCUGCUCUGGACAAGUAUUUUCCUGCUGACACUGGUGUUAAGAUCAUUGCUGAGCCAGGACGCUUUUAUGUAACUUCUGCUUUCACACUGGUUGUCAACAUCAUUGCCAAGAAGGUCAUCAUGGACGAGGAGUCAGACUCUGAUGAUAAAGACAAAGUGAUCAACAACAAGACUCGGAUGUACUACAUCAAUGAUGGAGUGUAUGGAUCUUUCUCAUUCAUACCCUUGCACAACUUUAAGGUUCUGCCAACACUGCAUAAGAAGCCAAAGCCAGAUGAAACCAUGUACCCAUGUAGCAUCUGGGGCCAAACCUGUGAUGGUGCGGAUCGCAUCGUUGAGCAGUGUUUCCUGCCUGAUCUGCAGGUGGGCGACUGGCUGGUCUUUAAAAACAUGGGUCACUACACCAUAGCUGCCUCCUGCUUAUUUAAUGGAUUCCAAAGACCUGACAUUCACUACAUGAUGUCUCGUCCUGCCUGGCCUCUCGUGCCUGCCAACUCCUGUGGGAAAAGUCAGCCUGUGGCCAAGAUGGAGAGAAACAUGCCCAGUAGUCACAUUAAUUGCUAAUAACUCACAAAGAGUUUGAACAAGUUAUGUAUGUUUAUAUACAUAUACAUAUAUACAGUACAUAUAUAUAUACCUAAAUAUACAUAUAUAUUUAUAUAAACAAGAAGAAGAUAGGAAUCACAUCAAAUCAUUUUACAAAAACAUGAAAAUAAAUGAGCAAUACUUUAUACAGACCAUAUCUACUGUGUGUAAUUUGCAUUUAAAUGUCUUUAACAUAGACUUUUGUUGUAAGUGGUGCAUGCACGCUAGUAUGGCAAGCCGUUUUAACAUUUAAUCGAACCACACUCCUAUCCAUAAUCACAUUUUAGACAAUUGUAAUUUCAGAUAUCCACGACUGCAUUCAAUCUAGGACAAAUGACAUAAUGUACCCCAGAAUGCAAUUCGCCAGAACAUAGCAGCAGAGAAAACAAAUAUAAACCAGGUCUCGUGGUCUUCGUCUGCCUGGACAUUAGCUGUAACUUACAUUCUCAGUUCAGCCAAACUGUUCCUAAGUUCAUCAUUCAUGUCUGGAGACAGUAAAUGUUUGAUUCUCUCAAGAUUUCUACCACAGUUGUCGAUAGUACGAUGAUCUCUCUCUCUUGUCCGAGAGCGUCCACAGAGGCGAGCUGAUCACCUCUGACAACGUCGCUGCCAGACUAUAAAUACGUCAUAUCUUAAGACACAAACCACAUUUUUCUUAAAACUGCAUUCUGUGUAAUAUUUAUUUCAGGUUUAUAUUUGUUUGCUCUGCUGCUAUGUUUUUAUAUUUUCUUGUAUUCUAUACAUCACAAAACAACUUUCAUUAAGCUCACUUAUUUACAUAUUUAUUUUAUUUUCAUUGACGAUUCUAUAAAACAUACUAGAAGUGAUAAACUAUUUAUUGUGAAAUAUUUGCAGGAAAAUCUGCUCUGUGGAUUCACACCAAAGAGUACAGAAAAUGAUUGAGAGCAUUUAGACGUUUAUUUAUGUAAAACGUUGCAGCAGCUCUGCAAAGAGGAUGGCGUCAUGAAAAGGCAACACAUAAAAUGGUCAAUUACCAUAAAUAAAAACACAGAUGUUUAUUGAG
Messenger RNA from Solea solea (common sole), 2407 nucleotides. Its product is annotated as ornithine decarboxylase 1-like. The record is from RefSeq and is a predicted model, not a curated record. The transcript is spliced from 10 exons. The coding region runs from base 31 to 1362 and encodes 443 amino acids. Gene Ontology annotation, molecular function: ornithine decarboxylase activity. Gene Ontology annotation, cellular component: cytoplasm. Lineage: Eukaryota; Metazoa; Chordata; Actinopteri; Pleuronectiformes; Soleidae.